UAUUCUUUGAUCGUCGUCAAAGCGUAAACGAGUCACCAGAGAAGAAAUUUACCGGAAAAUCGGCCGGAGCGGGAAGAAAUUAAAUCAUGGGCAACAGUUUAAGAUGUUGUUUGGCGUGUGUAAUUCCUUGUGGAGCUCUAGAUGUGAUCAGAAUUGUUCAUUUGAACGGUCAAGUCGAAGAAAUUACGCGUACGAUCUCAGCCGGUGAAGUUCUUAAAGCGAAUCCGAAUUACGUAUUAAGUAAACCAUCGUCUCAAGGCGUUGUUCGUAAAAUUUUAAUUCUUUCUCCGGAAUCCGAUCUCAAAAGAGGUAAUAUCUAUUUCUUAAUACCAUCUUCUUCUGUUCCGGCCGAAAAGAAGAAAAACAACAACACCACCAUCAAAACUGUCGCAAACACCAAAACCGUGGUCUCUACCGUCGCCGAUGUUAAAAAGCAGUGUGUUGAUGAUAUGAAGAAUGUUGUUGUCCAUAAAACAGCAACGAAUGAUCUACAUCUACCUAUCGUUAAUAAAGAAGUCCCUGCAGAUUGUAAACAAUUUGUAACGGAGAAGAUUCAACCGGAAAAGAAAACCACACGACACCGGAGACGGACGAGUGCUAGUCGAGCAAGCCGAGAUUGGAGGCCUCAUCUUGAGAGCAUUUCUGAGGAUUCAAGACAAUUUUCCAUCCCCAAUAUAAUGCAGUAAAAAAUUAUGCUUAUUGAAAUUGGAUAAUUACUUUUUAUCCAUUCAAUUUCUGGGAUAAUUAUUUUAUCCCAAUAUAGGUUCAACUUUUUUUUUUCUUUUCUUCCAAUCCAAAUUUUAUGAGUUUUUUGAAUUUGUCAUUUAUAUGUGGAUAAAAAUAAUCAAUGUAUUCUUUUUUUUCUUUUCAAAUUUAUAAUUUUAGAAUAUAUCCAAUUACUAUUUGUGGGGAUUCU
Papaver somniferum (opium poppy) is the source of this 916-nucleotide messenger RNA. RefSeq lists its product as uncharacterized. Lineage: Eukaryota; Viridiplantae; Streptophyta; Magnoliopsida; Ranunculales; Papaveraceae. The coding region runs from base 87 to 686 and encodes 199 amino acids. The transcript has a single exon. The record is from RefSeq and is a predicted model, not a curated record.